AUGAGCGAAAUCACCCACCCCACCAUUAAAGAUGGAUGGUUCUCUGAAAUCUCCGACAUGUGGCCGGGCCAGGCCAUGAACCUGCGGGUCAACCAGAUUCUUCACCAUGAGAAGUCCAAAUAUCAAGAUGUUUUGGUCUUUGAGAGCAGUGACCACGGCACGGUUUUGGUCUUGGAUAAUGUUAUUCAGUGCACCGAACGAGAUGAGUUUUCGUACCAGGAGAUGAUUACCCACCUCGCCAUGAAUUCCCACCCCAACCCCAAGAAAGUCCUUGUCAUCGGCGGAGGAGACGGUGGUGUUCUCCGGGAGAUUGUUAAGCAUGAUACCGUCGAGGAAGCUGUGCUCUGUGACAUCGAUGAGGCCGUCAUCCGAGUAUCCAAGAAAUACCUUCCCGGAAUGAGUGUUGGCUUCCAACACCCCAACGCUAAAGUUCACGUCCGUGACGGCUUUAAAUUCCUCGAGGAGCAGAAGAACCAGUUCGACGUUAUUAUCACCGAUAGCUCCGACCCCGAAGGACCAGCCGAGGUCUUGUUCCAGAAGCCAUACUUCGAGCUUCUACAUGGCGCUCUCCGUGAAGGAGGUGUCAUUAGUACUCAAGGUUCUGAAAACCAAUGGCUUCACCUCUCUAUGAUCACCGAACUGAAGAAGCUCAUGCGCGAGGUUUUUCCCGUUGUUGAGUACGCCUACACUACCAUCCCAACCUACCCAUCCGGCCAAAUCGGUUUCCUAGUCGCUUGCAAAGACUCGGAACGUAACGUUCGCGAGCCAGUUCGCACUUGGACUAGAGAAGAGGAGGAUAAGCUCUGCAGAUAUUACAACCAGGAAAUCCACCGGGCGAGCUUCAUUCUUCCCAACUUCGCCCGAAAGGCGCUCGAGUAG
Messenger RNA from Microsporum canis CBS 113480, 879 nucleotides. Its product is annotated as spermidine synthase. Gene Ontology annotation, cellular component: cytosol. Gene Ontology annotation, molecular function: spermidine synthase activity. NCBI's taxonomy places the organism in Eukaryota, Fungi, Ascomycota, Eurotiomycetes, Onygenales, Arthrodermataceae. Gene Ontology annotation, biological process: spermidine biosynthetic process. The record is from RefSeq and is a predicted model, not a curated record. The transcript has 5 exons. Bases 1 to 879 code for a protein of 292 amino acids.